Cryptococcus deneoformans JEC21 is the source of this 1120-nucleotide messenger RNA. RefSeq lists its product as hypothetical. The record is from RefSeq and is a predicted model, not a curated record. The coding region runs from base 62 to 1120 and encodes 352 amino acids. The transcript has 6 exons. NCBI's taxonomy places the organism in Eukaryota, Fungi, Basidiomycota, Tremellomycetes, Tremellales, Cryptococcaceae.
CUCAGGUGUUUGGCGCCCCAACGUUACCUUUUUCCAACUUUCUAACCUGUAGCAAUUGUCAAUGGCACCGCUCGAUCUGGGAGAUGUCGGAAACGCUAUACAAGGCGCCGGAGAAAGCGCUGUCAACGGUGCUGAGGGUGUAGUGGGAACUGUAACUGACAAGGCCGCCGGUGCGGUGGCAACGGCGACUGACAAAGCUAAAGGUGCUGUUGCGUCCGCGACAGCAAUAGCAGGAGACGUGGCAAAUGGUGCCAGCCAAGCAGCUGGCCUGCUCAAAUGGAUGGAAAAGAUUCAAGAUUGGAUAACCAAAAUUGAAGGCUAUUGGGAUGAAUAUAAGAAUUUAAUCAUAUUUAUAUUCGCGGCCAUUGUGACACUCUACGUCCUCUGCAUCCUCUAUUGUUGCUACCACUGCGUCCAUGACUUCUGUCGGUGCUGCUGCUGUUACGUCAAAUGCACAUACAAAUGUGAGAGGUGGUGUUGGCGCCAUAGAGGCCCUUGUAUCAGCUGCUGCAAAUCAGGAUGCCAUGCCGUUGAAAGGCAAGACUAUCACAAGUGCUCGCGAUGCUGCCUGAAGUCAGUCCCAAGGAGUAUCCGAAAUGAGCUGGAACGGCAACAUGGAGAUCUGAGGAAGGGAUGGUGGGAUCCCACGUACUUUGCAAGAGCUUGUGGAAGAUAUGAACUACCUGAAAAUCCAGUAGAAAGAGCGAAAUGGCAUUGGUGGGGUCAUGAAGAGGGUUGGGUUCACAAUGGUGUCGAGUCAAGCUUGCAGUGCCUGGGCAGGACAAUUGACAAGAACAAGCGAUUGACGAAGGAGCUCAGUUCAGCAGCGCGGAGAGAUGAGCAUUUUACCAAGUUAUUUCAGCAAAUGAGCAGAGCCGAGGGAAGAAUGAGACAAGAAGGGGGAGAUCUAAAGGAUAGGAUUAACCACCAGUGGGCUGCACGGAAAGGUCUUGUGCAUAAAUUGGACAGGAAACUUACAAAAGCGGAGAAGAAAAUCUUGGAUAGAGCCCAAACGCGACUAGAAAAGAAAAUGGAGAGCGAACAUUGGAAUUCAGAUGACUCCGAGAUGGAGAGUGAGGAUGAAAAACCAAGAAUGGGGGAUAGGGGAGAAACGGUUUGA